AUGGAAAACGUGUAUUUAUUAAAGCAAGCAACUGUUAAAGUGCCUACUGGUAUUCGAAUGCAAGUACCCGUUGGGUGCUUUGGACAAUUGUUAUCGAGAUCAUCAUUAGCUCUUCGAAAUAUAACAGUAGUAGGUGGUGUUAUUGAUAACGAUUAUCGUGGAGAAAUGAGUGUUUUGUUAAAGAACAAUAACGACAGUGAGUUUAUAAUUACUACAGAUUUGGCUAUUGCUCAAUUAGUAUUUUUACAAUGUUUUUCGCCCAAACUUUUUAUUGCAGUUCCAGAAAAUGAGAUGACAUGCUCAGAAAGAGGAAAUGGUGGAUUUGGUUCAACUAAUGAGCAAAGAAUAUAA
Molecule: messenger RNA, 351 nt
Organism: Hydra vulgaris (swiftwater hydra)
Lineage: Eukaryota; Metazoa; Cnidaria; Hydrozoa; Anthoathecata; Hydridae
Product: deoxyuridine 5'-triphosphate nucleotidohydrolase-like
Biological process (GO): dUTP catabolic process; dUMP biosynthetic process
Molecular function (GO): magnesium ion binding; dUTP diphosphatase activity
Source: RefSeq, a predicted model, not a curated record